AUGAGGGAAACCGAUGAUUUAGUCACAAUCAAAAUGAUGUUAGUUUUGAUAGUAGUUUUGGUCGCCUCGGUCAGCGCUGAAAUCGAUUUCACGCCAUGUCCGUGGUACGAACCGAUUUGCGCCUCAAACGGAGUGACUUACGAUAACGAAUGUCAGUUCAAUCGUGCAGUUGCAGAAGAGGACAGCAGUUUAACAAUUAAAUUCCAGGGAACGUGCGAGUAUUCUGAAUGGGAUCAACUUAUCUGCAGCAAAGAGAAAUCUAAGAAUAUUUGCGGUUCGGAUGGAAACAACUACAGCAACCAAUGCUACUUCGAGUUUGCCUUUAAAAGGAAUCAGAUUCUGAGGAAGAGGAACGGUGGUCAUUGUCGCACUAUCGAAAAAACCUCUGAAGUAUGCGGAAGCGAUGGCAAAAAGUACCUUGGGUCUCAUUUCCUUGCCGAACAAUCGGUCAGACCUCAGCUCGGAGUGUGGCCGAAAGAGUAUUGUGAACGACCAAUAACUCUUCCAUCAGGUCCAAGAGGUACUACAGAACGUCCAAUUCACGGAAUUCCACCCAAAUCUGCACCUGAACCUGAUCCGGAGAUUCCCACUGUCUGCGGAUCGGAUUUUUUGAUAUACGAGAUAAGGACUUUCUGGGAGCAGAAAGAACGCAGACCAGGACUCAAAGAAUUGCCGCUGAGUGAUUGCUACUACAAACCGUACUUCCAAGGAUAA
Molecule: messenger RNA, 714 nt
Organism: Nicrophorus vespilloides
Lineage: Eukaryota; Metazoa; Arthropoda; Insecta; Coleoptera; Silphidae
Product: ovoinhibitor-like
Exons: 1
Coding region: 1-714 (237 amino acids)
Molecular function (GO): protein binding
Source: RefSeq, a predicted model, not a curated record